Cladocopium goreaui is the source of this 8580-nucleotide messenger RNA. The record is from the annotation of a GenBank genome assembly. Lineage: Eukaryota; Dinophyceae; Suessiales; Symbiodiniaceae.
GAUCUGUUUGAGCCUACAUGGGCCACACUGGAAAGGGGUGCUGCUGUAUCCGUGGUGGUUUCAGAUGUCAUUUGGGAUACCAAUGCUUUGAUGGGUAGGUUCAGUGGUCUGGUCGAAUUGUCUGUGGAUUCCGGGACUUGUGGACUUGAGAAAGGAGAACAUGAUGCCAGGUCUUCUACUCUCCCAGCCACUCUGCAGCUUUUGCAUUGGCUUCGUGCCCCUCUUCUUGUGCUGGAAUGUGUGGUCCCUGCGUCCAACAACUGUUUUGUCAUGGCCCAUGUUAAAGCUCUUGAGACUCAACUUGGUUUCCAUGUCAGUCAGUGUUGCCUGCGUUUGGAAUCCGUUUGGUGUGGUUGCAGAUAUCGCUGGUGGUUGAUUGCUGCUCAUCCCGCCUUGGGCCGUGUCCUGAUUCCUCCUUUCCCUGAAGCAUCACCUUUGACUGUCCGUGACUUGAUGCCUUUCGUCAAGAGAUGGCCUGAAGAAGUCGAAAGCCAGCUGCGUGUGUCCCAGACUGAAUGUGAAAAGUUCCAAGCACAUGGACAGCACUUGAGACAGUUUGUUGUGAAAGCAGACCAGAAGUUGCCAACUGCAUUGCGUUCGUGGGGAGGGCAGGUAGUUGCUUGUGCUUGCGGCUGCCGUGAUCAAGGCUUCUCUGAUGCUUUGUUGGUCUCGAAAGGCAUUUAUGCCCAGCUCCUGCAAGUCACCCUGCCGGAUGGUACUGUUAUGUACAGACACCUGCAUGCAAUCGAAGUGGCAAUCCUAUCAGGGGUUCCUCCAUGCCUGGAUUGGAGUGACAAUGAGAGGCUGAAUUUGUGUGCCAUAGGUCAGAUGGCCGCACCCAUGCAAUCGGUUUGGAUAGGAGCUUCCAUUGUGAGACACAUGCAGUUGCUUUUCACUACGGACGCCCCUUUGGAACCCAAUCAAGCUUUGCAUGAAUUGAAACUCAUUGUCCAUGCCCAGAGUAAACAAUUCUUUGGAGAUAUCCCUAAGCCUUUGGACUUGCCCUCAGAUUUGGAUUUGCACCGCCUUGAGGUACAUGAUCAACGUGGACACCCCUUUCUUCUGCAGUGUCGCAGGGAGGCCACAGUGAAGGACCUGAUCUUCGCUGAGGCAGAUCUUUUGCAUGUGCCGGUUUUUGAUUUGGCAGUCUGUGAGUUUGAGUCCAUGAAGCCACUUGACCAGGGAACUUGCCUAGGCACAUACAAGUCAGUCGUUGUGGUUUUCACCGAUGUCCCACCAGCCCCAGUCCAAAGCCCUAUGAUCGAGGGGCCAAGCCUGACAGACAUGGAAGUUGAUGCCAAAGUUGCAACAACGAUGCCUACCCAAUUGGACCCCCAUGAACUUGUUGAAGGGCAUGUUGAAUACACCUCCAGUGUUGGGUCGGUUUGUCCUGGUUUGGAUUCUUCUGCGGUUUCCCUGCUUCAGCUCUCUGCCAAACAACUGCGAGCCCUUUUGCCACCGCUUGUUGGGGAUGCCAGUUUGUGCCGUGCCAUGCGGAAACAGAGCAUGUCUGUUGAAGCUAGGAUUGCCCUCCUUGACCAUCAACACACCUUGUGGGGAGAUGAUGAACUCCUGUGGCACCUUACACAAGUGACGGCGCAGCCACACUUUCAAGACGUGACACUCAUUGACCCCUUGUUGGUGACUAGUUGGACUCAACUUGGCAAUGUGGAUUUGUUGCACUCAUGGAUGCAUGACAACCAGAAAACAACCAGGUUUGUGUCAGCUGUCCUAUUGGAAGGUCACUGGACUCCCUUCGUUUGGACUUGUAGGAACACCACGCUUGAUGUCGUGAGUUGGGAACAUGAUGAUGUCUCGAUCGAUCCCUUCAAUGGACUUCAUGGAUUGCUUUGCCAAGCCUUGGGUUUGUCGACUUUCCGUGUUGCUUGUACCCGGCGUCCUUUCGGUUUGGACUUGUGUGGUGCUGGUGUCGUGACUUUCAUCCGUGAUCUUCAAACCGUCUUGGCUACCUUGUUGCAGUUCCAUGGUGUCCCUCCUGCCGUCUCCGGUCAGCGUGCCAAACUUGUCCUCCAAAGCCUUGGUCGUGACCCUGUGCAAGGAGCCGUCAAUGGAGUGUCGCCAUGGAAGUCUUUGAAACAACUUGCCAACCAGCAUAAGCCAAUGGUCCAACUUGUGUUGCCUGAUGAACUUGCAGCUGUCACACAGGCUAAGAAAGAGAAAGGACCCCAGAGGAAGCAGAAAGAAGCGACCAAACCGGCUCCAACUCGACCAACCGAAGUUGAUCCUUGUCGUCUUGUCCUUGCCGACCAGUCCUUUUGUACUGAUGAUGGAAUUGGUGUUGCCCAGAUCCCACUUUCACAAGUCGGUCCGUUGGUCUCAGGUAUCAGUCUGGUCAACUAUGUCGAUGCGGUGCCAUUCUUGCAGGACAACAAAGUCCUCACACCGAAGGGCCUAGCGUUGUUGGUCAUCAAUGGGCCUGAUGAGAUCACUACUGACUUGACAUGGUCAACGAUCAGGUUCGCAGCCAAGUGUGCAGCCAACCAACAGCCAGUGUUGUUGCAAGGGUUCUUGGUUCAGCUCGGCCAACAGGUCAUCGCCCCCAACAGAACGUUGUCAGGUCCCAGUGUCCCGUCCGUCCCAGUUGCCUGUGCGAGAAUCACGGUCUUCAUGGAUCAGUGGCCACAUGAUUGGGAAAGUUUUUGUGAACACCCUGUCAGGAGCUUGUUGGAAACUCUCCCGCCACUCCAGACCUGCCGUAGUGAAAACUGUGACUGUGACAAGUGGCACCCGAUCACUGCAGAUGGCCCCCGUGAAGUCCUCCUUGAUGUGUUCCGUCGGCAGUUUUUCAAAACAGACUCAGGUAGGCCAGUCAAAGCAGCUCAAAGUACCCACUUCAGUGUGCAGGUGCGUUUUCUGAAGUCCCAAGAACUGAUGUUGUUGAAGCAUAGUGGACUCCAGGGUGUUUUCCUUGAACCCCGCAGCAUGGACGCCUCCAUGCCAUCAGACGAGUUUCAGGUUGUUUGGAUUCCACAAGCAUCAGGUGCCGAAGUCCAACAUCAUGCCCAAUGUGAAGCACUUAGCAUUGGUGUAGCCAGGUCUGGUCGUAGGUUUGGAGUUCGUGUCUUGGCCAAACACUACCAAGAUGUUUUCCUGAAGAUCAAACCGGAAGGCCAAUUUUUGGCCCCUGGACAGCGUUUGACAUGGCACUGUGGCCCCUGGCCUUUUGGUAGUGACCGGAAGAUGCUGGGAAAAAUUUUUGCCUCUUGGAACUGGCAGGCACGUCCCUUGCAGCCAGCCAGAACAGUUGACGGUGGUGUCAUGUGGCUUGUCCAAUCGGUGUCGGAGCCUCCGGAAUCAGUCUGGAACAUGCAGCAUGGUCAGGUCAUGGUGUCUCGGUGUGAGUCUGCGUCGUCCAGCCUGGCUCAGUCUUCUACGGUGAUUGGUUCCCAAAGCACACUUGAGCUCUGCAGCGCCUCAAGCAAUGUGGAAAUGGAGGAACGAAUCGAGAAGUCGCUGCUGGACAAGCUCCCCCAUGACAAGAUGGAAACAGACGAGCAGGAAACCAGAAUCCUGGCUCUCGAGCAGCAGCUUCAGUCUGUUGCAAGUCAUGCAGGCUCCUACUCUGGCGUUGCUGUGGUCUCCAAGUGUCCGUCUCGCCCUUUGGGUUCCUGCUGGCCUUUGGAUAUGUACGAGACCGGUCGCGUGCAGGUUGUUGGGUCUUUUGUGAAUCACAUGUGGGUCACCGGGGGUCUGUUGUACGGGUAUCCCCAAGGCAAAAACCAUCCCAAUGCCUUGGAACGAACCACUGCCAUGUUGCAACACCUUGUUGAUCAUAUGGUGCAUGUUGCUGUUGGACCACGUUGGCUUGGAGGUGAUUGGAAUUACUUGGAAUCUCAACUCUCUGUGACCAAUCUCUUGCGUGCACGUGGUUGGGAAGAAGUGCAGACCUUGGAAUACUUGCGGAGUGGAACCCCGCCACAGGCCACUUGUAAAAAGGUCACACAGAAAGACUUCCUGUGGCUUUCGCCUGAACUCCUUGCAAGUUACCGUGGGCUUGUGGUUGAUCAUGAGACGUUCCUGGAUCACUCUGCACUGAAAGCUGAGUUCCAUUUAGGUAAAGCCUUUGCUUGCAGGUUUUUGUGGCCUAUGCCGGAGCAUGUGUCAUGGACUUCAGUGGAUUUGUCUUCUGUCUCUGUGGACUUUGCAUCUGGAGACCCUACCUUGGCUUACCAACACCUUUGGACUUCUUGCGAAGCUGGUGCUGCCGAGCAAUUGCCCAACUGGAAGCCAGCUAUGGGGGGGAGAGGCCAAAGACUCGAGCCCUUGAGACGCAAAGGAUGGACUUCACCGCCCAAACUUGGCCGUCUCUGUGAUGCCCAACCCAACUUCUAUGGGUAUGACGUCCAACAUAGCCGAUGGCUGAAACAGCUGAGACGCCUGAACAACUAUGCCCAAUGGGCUAGAGUGCACUUUGCCUCCUCAAGCCCUGCUGCCACGCUCCAUGGUCUCGAACUCUGGAAAAGCAUCCUUCGGGCGCCUGGUUUUAGCCCUUCCUUUCAAACAUGGUGGACUGGACGUUGUUGUGUUGGACUUGGGGACCCUGGAUUUGUGCCCACCCAGAUGCCUGCGUUCCAUGAAGCGUCCCUUCUGUGCGAGGUUUUCACAUGUGAAGUGAGAUACUUGGAGCGGCAGCUCACUCAGAACAGGAAAGGGCAUAAGAAAUGGCUCCACCAACAGAAUCCCAACCACAUCUUCCGAGAUACCCAGCGGCCACCACCAGAACCAGUGACCAGUCUUCUCGAUGUCGCUCGUGCGAAAAUCUCCGAGAUUGACGAAGCUGACUGUGCUUUUGAGAUAGAGCCAGCUUGUGCCUUUGAUGACUCUAAACCUUUGCAAGUGGAUGGCCGUCCCCUCAACAUCAUCCAUGCCACGGACACCAAGCUCUAUGUGGACUCAGUGGAAGGCCUGUCCAGAGGCCAACAAGUUGUGCAAUCUACCCCUCUGGGUUCUCUUCCUGCUUUGUUCAGUGCGUUCCAAGAACAGUGGCAAAAACGGUGGUGCAGACAUGAUGGGUUACCACACUCUCACUGGCACGAACUUGUAGCCUUUGCUAGGCAGUACCUUCCUCACCACCCAGUUGAAGCUCUUGUGAUCACACCUGCACUCCUGCGUGGAGAAGCCAGUCGCAAAAAGAAACAGUCUGCCUGUGGUCUGGACGGUGUGUCUCGGCGUGAUUUGCUGUCUGUUGAUGUGGCGGUUUUGGAUUGUUUGUGUGGAAUGUUUGCCCGGGCCUUGACUGAUGGCAGCUGGCCUAAGCAGGUCAUCAGUGGGCGCGUCUCCAGCUUAGCAAAAACCACUCAGGCAGCUGAGGUGAACCAGUAUUUGCUUGACUGGGCCGACACUUGGGCCCAUCCAGAUGUGCAUGGAAAUCGCAAAGCUCAUCAAACCAGCGACCUAUGGCGGGUGUUGGUGACCGAAAUUCAGGCAGCCCAUGAACAGCAGAAACCAUUGUCAGGCCUCAUAGCCGACAUAGAGAAAUGCUACAACUGCCUACCGAGGUACCCGAUACUUGCGGCAGCCUUGCAUUGUGGGGUCCCUUUUGAAGUCGUCAAAGCUUGGAGCGGUGCACUCGCAGGCAUGGAAAGACGUUUCAAGAUCCGUGAUUCCUUCAGUGGAGCCUGCACAACAAGCACAGGACUUGCAGAAGGAUGUGCCUUGAGUUGUUUCGGCAUGUUACUGAUGGACGACAUCCUUCAUCGUUUCAUCCAUGUCAUGAACCCAGCCAUCCGUGUCUUGAGUUUUGUCGAUAAUUGGGACUUUUUGACUUUCGAUGUCUCUUCUGCUGUUGCUCAACUGGAUUUACUGCUUCAGUUCGCAAGUUUGACGGACCUCACUGUCGAUAAAGCCAAAACUUUCGGCUGGUCUACUGAUGCUGCUGUGAGAGGUCGUUUUCGCCAAUGUGGCAUCCCUGUCAAACACUGUGCGCGUGAUCUUGGAGCACACUUGGCUUUUUCCCGCCAACGCACCAACAAGACUGUGACUGCACGACUGGACGACCUUGAGUCUCUCUGGACCCGGUUAAAAGCUAGCAAGGCCAGCUACCAGGCCAAAGUCCGUGCCCUGCGUACUGUUGCUUGGCCUCGUGGCUUGUUUGGGGUUUCAUCGGCUCCCGUUGGUCGGUCAGUGUGGCUUCGUCAUCGUCGUCUUGCAACUCAGGCGCUGUCAGCCGACAAAGCGGGGGUCAAUCCCAUGCUUCACUUGGGGCUUGUUGAGUCCUUUCUGGACCCAGAGUUUCUUGCCUUGGUUCAUACUGUUGCUGAUGCCAGAGCUCAAUGCCCGGUGGACUUUUGGGCUUCCGACCUUUACCCUGUUGCUUGCGGCCAUGUCUCUUGCCCUGCGUCUUCACCUACUUCAGUUUUGUUGGAACGCAUCCAGCUUGUGGGCAUUAGUGUGCUCUCUGACGGUUCUUGGGUUGACUCCAUUGGUCGUUUCCAACCGUGGAAUAUCAACUACACAGAGCUUUGUUUCCGGCUGCAACUGAUGUGGAAUCGCCUGGUUGCCGCGCAGGUUUCCCACAGGCGCGACUUUGAGGGUCUUGACUUGGUUGACCCAGCCUCUACACGCCGUGUGUUGGGCACCCUGAGCCCAGAUAAACAAGCCCUCCUCCGCCUUGGACUUGCCGGUGGACUCUUCACGCAAGAUGCGCAUAGCCACUGGAACGAGGGGCCAGGAACAUGCAAAUGGUGCCAAGAACCUGACUCACUUGAGCAUAGGUACUUUCAAUGCCAGCAGACUGCCGAUCUGCGACACAACCUUGCCCCUGAUGCCACUUCCUUGCGUGCUGGCCUUCCUGAUGCCUUGGCUCUGCGUGGUUGGUGUCUCCGUGCCCCUUCUAGUGUUGGUUGGUUACGUCUAUUGUCUUCCGUCAGUGCUGCUAUCCCUGACCUUGGUGUCCCCUUCACCACUGGAGUUUGGAAUCAGGUUUUCACCGAUGGAUCCUGUUUGUGGCAGUCUAAUGUGUCCUACCGUGUUGCUGCGUGGGGGGCUGUCCUUGCUUCGCCCUUGUCUUCCAAGUGGAAUUGUGACCUCCAAGGUGUUCUCGGGGCAGGGCCACUGCCUGGAUUGACACAGACCGCAUACAGAUCUGAACUGUAUGCACUUGCGUUCGUCCUUCACCAUGCAGCUCAAGGUGGUUUCCGUAUCAAGGUUGUGAAAACAGCGGCGCACAAACAACUGCGCAAUGCGAAGACCAAACAAGAAGCUUGGGCCUUUUGGAACAAUGCAGCAGCAGACAGAGUUGCACGCACUGCCAACCUUCGGCGGUCACGUGCUUUCUGGGACUUUUGGGAAUACCAUGCUAGAGCCACUGCCGGGGCUACUGAACUCCACAGACAGAUUGUUGCCCUGCAUCUGGCGAUAGCGGAGCGUAGUGUGCAAUGGGAUGGAGCGACAUCGCUCGAUGAAGUGGCGACCACGGUCCCAAGACCGAUCAGGACGUUUGACAAGGUUUUUGACAUGUCUGACUGGGAUGGAACAGUCCCCAUGCAGCUGGCGCUCGAAUAUGGGGCUGGCAUGGCAGACCGAAUUGUGUCUUGGUGGUGGGAACGCACUAGGACCAAUGAGGUCAAAGAGGCACAAUGGGUGACGUUCGCACAUCUCUACGUCGAUUACCAAUUGUCGUGGGGUUGCCCAGGUCCAAUUCAGUCAGGGAAGAAGUGGCUUGACUUUUUCACAAGGCCCUACCUCGAGCCAGAGCGCAACAGUUUUCUUUUGAGAGUUCGAUGGUUCAAGCGAGCCCUCAAAUUCCUGUGGAAUGCAACCGGACAGACUAUUGGAUUGGCUAUUUGCCGAGGCUCUGGCAAUGCUAUUUCGAGCUUUGUUGCAACGGCAUCAAUUCACUGGGACAACGCCUGCCUGAUGCAAGCGGACCGCUGGUUGUUGGAAAACUGCAAGACACCUUGCACUCGAGGUUCCAGUGCCUUAAAAGGCUUACCCCUGGCUGGACGUCUCCAGGGUAUGGCCGUGUCACCUUGCGGAGCCACCUUGCAGAACUACAACAACGAGUUGGUGAAGUCCAUUGAGGACCUGCGCGAGAAGCGUGAAGAGUUGAAUCGUCAGAUUCUGAAGGAGGAAGAGGACAAGGCAAAGAUUCAGAAGGAGCUGUCGAUUCUGACGGAUCGCCUCCAGAAGGUCAAUGAGAGCUUGGUGCGCAAGACCCAGGCACGCAACGAGUAUGACAAGACGAUCCAAGAGACGGAGGCGGCCUACAUGAAGAUCUUAGAAUCCUCCCAGACCUUGCUCCACGUGUUGAAGCGCGAGACCGUGAACUUGACCAAGAACAAGCAGUCAUCGGAGCCUUGGCGGGAAAGCUGGCACCUCUCCAAGAGAUUUGUUCUUCCUGACGUUUGGGGAUUCGCCAGUCAGACUGACGGCCGCAGCCCUGCCAGGGCACGCUCACCAUCACACGUUCCGGCACGUGCAGGGUGGGUAGCCGUUGGUCCUUGCGUCCAUGGAAUGCCGGGCGAUCUUGCGCUUGCCGCAGUGUGUGGUGACCGAAUUUGUGGCGGCAUCUCCGUGAGGGAUUUGUUGAUGCAGAGUACCUUCACCCUGCAGUUUCCG